AUGCCCCCCUCGCCCGACUCCGUCGACCCCGCGCAUCCUGUCUCCAACCUCACGUACCUGCACCAGCAGCAGCGCCAGCAACACCACGCGCGGAACAAACCCCUCGACUCUCCACAGUUGCGCGGUCGCAACACGACGACGCGUCAUGAGCUGGGAAGAAGAGAUAGGCAUGGCGAUAGGGUCGCCCGCAUCUAUCCCCGCGAGAUAACCAAGUCACCACCGUCCGCGAAGAGGUACUCGUCCGCAUCUCCCACCGGUCUUGCCUACAACAAUGCCACCACCUCCCCGCUCGUCUCCGCUCUCGGCGUCACCAAGACCGCCGCACAGUAUACAAACGAGUGGACAAAGUCUCUCCCCUUCUUCGCAAACCAAGCUUCCCCUGGCAACGGCGGCAUAGCUAUCAAUCCGUCGCCGCCUGCUUUGCACAACAUGUCCAACUCCCCUCCCGCCCCUGGUGUGAGGCCUCUGAGCCACCCGAAUCACUAUUCGAGUUUCGGAGGACGACUGCAAGGCUCACCCCACGACUCUUCCGGUCGCGACCGUAGGGCUUCUCUGUAUUCUCAGUCAGCAGCUCGUCCCUCCUCCAGGCAAGUCGUCAACAAUCCGCCGUUGCCGCACCAGCCCCAAGCGCAUUUUUACAAUCUGCCUGAUUUCGAUCUGGGCAUGAACAAUGUUCCCGAGGGAGAACUGGCUCCUGGCGAGGGAGGCUACUUUUGUGGUUUCGAUUCGCUAGGCAUGGCUGGUGAUGAGGCCGCCAAAGCAGCUGAAAAUGUACUGCUCGUAGGCUACCAGGGAGGCAUCGACGUAUUCCGUGUCGAGAAAAGCAGGAUGGACAUUGUCGGUCGCCUGGAGGGUCUUAGAGGCGGCGUGAUCGGCGCUAAGAUCCUCCCCUGGACAUCCCGCCACGAUCCGCUAUUCGAUGCCCGGCCCUUGAUAGCGCUCGUUAUACACGGUCCGGUGUUGAGUGACAGCCGGAGCAGUAAUUCAGGCAGUGCAGCGGCCUCUGUCCUGGACGAUUCUGCGUCUGAAUCCCCAAGCCGCCCGGGCUCAAGCCGAGGGAAUGACCCUGCAGAUCGAGUGCUCAAUUAUCAGACCACAGUGGAGGUAUACUCGUUGAAGAGGAAGCAGAGGAUCGCCGUAUUGUAUCAAAGCCCCCUCGUCCCGAUCACAACACGCAUCGAUAGUCCCAUGUUCCAACCACCUGCCCCUGUUGGUGACUUUGUAAUAGAUGCCAAAGGUAAAUUCGUUGUGGUAGCUUCUGGUGCAAGUGGUGAAGUGUUUGUUUUCGCGCCUUACGUCAAAGACCGCGGCGAUUAUCAAGAGGCGUUUCGAUGCAUUGGGAAAGUCUGGUCUUCAGUUCAAUCCCGAGAGCGCACAACUCAGUCGGGUCCAUCGAGUGCUGCAGAUGGCAGUCACGAAGAUAUCGUCCCCGAGAAAUACGGGGUGCCUGUUUUUUCACUUUCCGAUCGGUGGUUGGCCGUCUCGCCCCCUGCAUCCAAUGCGCUGUUUCCUGUCAACGGCACUGCCUUGGUGUCUCCCUAUAAUGAGCGACCCCCAGGACUGACCCACCAUACCGUACCGCCUCAACCCUCGGCAAACUGCAUUGUAGACGCACCCGAAGCAGAUAGUCUGUUUAACCGUCUCACGAGAGAGGGCACUCAAGUUGCUAUCAAAGGAGCACAAUGGGCCACUGAGAAAGGCUACCAGGCUUUCAAGAGCUACAUGAAUAAGAAUGUACAACCCGGAGGGAUGCCCAACUACAAUGGAUACAGUACAGAGCCUGCGCAGCCUUACUUUCCUCCGACCCAUGGACACAAUCAAACCCAGCCUAGGCAGGAGUCUUCUGUGAUAUCAAUCUAUGACCUUCAACGGUUGUACGAUGCCGAAGAGACCAAGAGCAAGAGUGCACUACACGCUGUUGCCACCAUACCCGCCGUACAAGGGUGCAGCUACCUCUCAUUCUCGCCGUCAGGUCUGAUGAUCAUGACGGUCAGCAAGAAGGGUGAUUUGCAGGAUGUGUGGGACCUCAAGCGGAUGAAUUUCAAACGGGCCCGUCGGACCACACGGGAACAGCCUCUUGGUCCACAUGUACGACAAAUUGCUCGUUUCGCACGCAUGACUGUCACCAAUGUAGUAGAUGUGGCCUGGUCGACUCCUCGAAUGGACAAGGUUGCCGUCAUCACCGAUAAGGGUACCGUGCACAUGUUCCUUAUGCCAGCUUCCGCUUUCCAGUGGCCUCCUUCUCGCCGGAUCCGCAAGUCUGUCGAGGCUGCAAAGUCAAAGGAGAGUGGAACUGAGAGUGGACGGAAAGGUGCAGUCAAUACCGCCAUGCAAGCGCUCAAUGGUACCUUUCUGAAUGCCAUGCGUCCACGUACCACAUCCAAUGGGUCUCGCUUCACGUUUUCCAGCCUGGGUAUGACUCCCACCGCAGGCGCAAAGUCCGGAAAGGCUGUUGCGGCUGGUGUAGGGAAAUCUAUCAACAACAUACGGCAUGCUGGCGAUAAUAAGCUGACGCUGCCCUCGUCACCGAGUGGCGUGAAGCCUCACAGCGUGCAGUGGUUCACGGGCAAAGGCCGCGGUUCAAUCGCUUUAGUGGCUAGCGGAGUGCUCCAGAUCUAUAGGAUUCAGAUGCGACCUGCAUCCGGGAAAGGGAAAUCGGCAAAUGAGACACUCAUCUCCAAAACCAAGUCGGUCGAAUACGGACUGGCGCCGAUUCACGACACACCAUUACCACUGUCUACUGCUAUGCAACUGCAGCCUCAAGUAGAGGAUCACGAUGUCGUGAACGAUGUUUACGGAGAGUGGUUUCCUCGCUCGUUACCGUCACGCCUGACAAAGGCUGGUGCCCCAAACACGAAACUGGUUGGAUCGUCGCCUGCACCUUUGAGCUUCUCUGAGAUCGAAACAAAUCCUCCUUAUCAGCCUUUCUAUACUGACCGUCGAGUGACACGCUAUGUGUUCUCCCGAGUGAGCGAUGUGGAGAGCAAUGGAAGUGAGCACGAGCCUAUCAUACCUGAAACGACUUCGAACCUGCAUCAUAACGAUGAUGUGUCGCCUUGGGUUUUCGGCCAAGAUGUUGAGGCCGUCCGGAUCUCAUCUCCAGCGAUGCAACACUACGAAUCUGGGGAAGACGAUGACAUUAUCGCUGGAGUUGCAGCACGCAUUGAAAACAAAUUAGUCCUCCGAGACGGCGAAGAAGAAGUUGAACAAGUAGUCGUUACCACGCGGCGAAAACGCACACGUAAACAAGGCGCCGAAGAGGACGAGGAUGGCUUCUUCGAGGAUGAUUGCGAAGUACUCGAUUUUGCAGAAGACCGAGUCUAG
Messenger RNA from Periconia digitata, 3324 nucleotides. The record is from the annotation of a GenBank genome assembly. NCBI's taxonomy places the organism in Eukaryota, Fungi, Ascomycota, Dothideomycetes, Pleosporales, Periconiaceae.